Molecule: messenger RNA, 1363 nt
Organism: Annulohypoxylon maeteangense
Lineage: Eukaryota; Fungi; Ascomycota; Sordariomycetes; Xylariales; Hypoxylaceae
Product: peroxisomal membrane anchor protein conserved region-domain-containing protein
Exons: 1
Coding region: 127-1227 (366 amino acids)
Biological process (GO): protein import into peroxisome matrix, docking
Cellular component (GO): peroxisomal importomer complex; peroxisomal membrane
Molecular function (GO): signaling receptor binding
Source: RefSeq, a predicted model, not a curated record
UUCUAAUUGACGUUUUAAGCUUCAACUUUUCAUAUUACUCAACUCAUAUACUAAUUAAUUUAAUCUUAUUCUUUUUUAUUGUUCAUCAAAUCCGCUGGUUCUGCCAGCCUCCCAUUCAUUAUCAAUAUGGCAGACUCAAAAAGGCCCAAUAUACCAUCGUGGCAAGAACCGCAAUCCGAGAAUGACGCUGCACCCGAAACCAGCCAUCCACAGGACGUCGACACGCCAGACGUGACCCUUGAACAAGCGCGGAUAUUUCUAAGAGAUGAAACGGUUCGAAGUUCGAGUACAGAAAAGAAAGCAGAAUUUCUCAAAAACAAAGGGUUUAACGAUACCCAAAUCCAAGAGCUGCUAGAGGAGGUAGAACAAACCACACAAUCUCCAAACCCAUUGCCGACGACCACCAAGUCUACAGGUGGAGUUGAAAACGCAUUGCGAACUUCUGAAGAGACCAAAGACAUCGAAACAUUUACCCCUAUAGCUUCGUCCACAAACGAUCCGGUUCCAAUCAUAACCUACCCCGAAUUCUUAACUACCUCGACUAAGCCACCACCAUUGAUCACACCCUCUAGUCUCGCCAAUAUCCUGGCUGUCUCUGGCAGUGUAUGGACACUUCUAUACGGAACUGCACGAUUCGUCGUUAGUCCAAUGGUGGAUAGCCUCAACGAUGCGCGAGCCGACUAUUACGGGCAUAUAAACGAGAAACUAGAGCAGCUAGUUGAACAACUCGAAGAUGUCGUCAGCGAAGUACCAUACAAGAAUGGAAAACUAGUAUUAAAGUCAAAACAAGAUGAAGGUGCAUAUGCGGAUGACGACAGCAUCUGCAGUGAUCCCACCGAACUCUUCCACCGGGACAUAGGGACGCAGACCUCACCGAAAAUGCUGGCCCUGGAUUCAGCUGGCACGGCCAACCAGGUAGAUAAGCCCAUCGAUGCACAAGCCCGCCGUCUUGCCGCUCUUAAGGCAUCCCUCCGUGAAAUGAACGACAUGCACAUACGCCAUGCCGAAGGUGCAGCCGACCUUAACUCUCUUCUCCGAGAGGUCCGCGAUGAAAUUGAUAAAGUGGGUGCUCCUCCCAUAACCGACUUUGCCACCAUCCACGGGGGCAUGGGAUAUGGACGUAGCUCCGAGCCCGAUGACGAGGUGAAGAAGACUAGGGACGCUAUCCGCAGCGUCAAGGGAAUGUUCUUGAGUUCACGAAGCUUCCCGACUACUACAGCGAGAUAGGAGAAAAAAGUUGCUAUAUCAUACGGGCAAGACAAGCCGACCGAGAACCCACCCCGAGUCACGUCUUCUAAGCCACGCACCAUGCGUUUCGAGUACCUGUCAAAGAAUAUGCAGUAUAUGAAACUCGACGAUUCCA